AUGGGUUCAUAUCUAUCUCUCUCUCUAUAUAUAUUUUUUCUAUCUCUAUCGGUUCAUAUCUAUCUAUCUAUCUAUCUGUUCUGCAUCUAUCUAUACCUCUAUGAUCUCUCUAUAUAUAUUCAUAUCUAUUCAUAUCUAUCUAUCUAUAUGUUCAUAUCUAUCUAUCUAUAUGUUCGUAUCUAUCUCUUCUAUCUAUAUCUAUCUGUAUGUUCAUAUCUAUCUAUAUUUCAUAUCUAUCUAUCAUCUAUCUAUCUAUCUAUCAAACAUUUAAUUUUAUCAUAUUCUAUCUAUCGCACUCUGUUCAUAUCUAUCUAUCUAUCGCACUGUUCUUUAUCUAUCUAUAUCUAUCAUCGCAGAUGUUCAUCUAUCUAUCUAUCUAUUCAUCUGUUCUUUAUCUAUUCAUCUAUUAUCUAUCGCACUCCCAUCAUUUAUCUAUCUAUCUAUCUAUCGCACAUUUCUUUAUCUAUCUAUUAUUCAUCUAUCUAUCUGUUCUUUAGGGGUUCUAUCUAUCUAUCUAUCAAUGCACUCUGUUCUUUAUCUAUUUAUCUAUCUAUCUAUCUAUCAAUAUCUAUCUUCAUUCUGUUUUUAUCUUGCUUCUAUAUCUCAUCUUUAUCUAUCUAUCUAUCUAUCUAUCUAUCUGUUUGCUCUGUUCUUUAUCAUUCAUCUAUCUAUCUAUCAAAACUCUUCUUAUCUAUCUAUCUAUCUAUCUCGCACUCUGUUCUUUAUCUAUCUAUCUAUCUAUCUAUCGCAAACUUGUUCAUUGAUUUUAUCUAUCAUUCUAUCCGACUAUCUAUUCACCUUGUUCUUUAUUCAUCUAUCCGCAUUUCUGUUUCUUAUUCAUAUUCAAUCGCAAGCUCGCAAAUUGUUCUUUAUCUAUUCUGGGAGGAUCCUAUCUCCGCACCACUAUUCUUUUCUAUCUAUCUCCAAUCUGUUUCUUUAUCUAUUCAUUCAUCUAUCUCAUUCAAUGAAUUCUCGUUUGCUGUUGGUUAUCUAUCUAUCUUCUCCUAUUCAUUCAUCUAUCCUAUCUAUCCUCACUCUGUUCUUUAUCUACUCAAAAUAUUUAUCCCUAUCUAUCUAUCUUCUUAUCUAUCUAAAAAUUCUAUCUAUCUAUCUAUCUAUGUCUACUUUCCCUCUUAUGUAGAUGCCAAUGAAUUACUAAUUCACAAGGUUCAAAAUGCAAAACUGGGCAACAUUGGCAUUGAAUACUUUUCCAACGGUUUAGAUAUAAGACAAAAUAUUAGAUAG
Messenger RNA from Acanthosepion pharaonis, 1245 nucleotides. The record is from the annotation of a GenBank genome assembly. NCBI's taxonomy places the organism in Eukaryota, Metazoa, Mollusca, Cephalopoda, Sepiida, Sepiidae.